Molecule: messenger RNA, 1302 nt
Organism: Fusarium venenatum
Lineage: Eukaryota; Fungi; Ascomycota; Sordariomycetes; Hypocreales; Nectriaceae
Product: putative MFS transporter
Biological process (GO): transmembrane transport
Cellular component (GO): plasma membrane
Molecular function (GO): transmembrane transporter activity
Source: RefSeq, a predicted model, not a curated record
AUGCUAACUUUAUGGCACAAAAACGCGGCAGACCAAGUCGAACUUCCACCUUCCUCAAACACAGACAGUCAACAACAUUUUAGCAAGGGACGAAAGUACCUGAUUCUAUUCAUUGUAAGCUGGAAUUGUCUAGUUGUGACGUUCUCGAGUACAUCGCUGCUAGUAGCCACGCCAGAGAUCGCUUCCGACCUGAGAACCACCACAGAAAUCAUCAAUGCCACCAAUGCCGGCGUUCUGGUUGCCAUGGGAUGCUCUUCGUUGAUAUGGUCUCCUCUUGCUGAGGUAAUCGGUCGGAGGCGCAGUUACAAUGCCGCAAUCCUCUUCAUGCUGGCUACAUCUGUUGGGACUGCUGUGGCAACUAACUUGGCAGGCUUCACGGCGUUGAGAGUCCUAUCAGGGCUUACGGGCACGUACUUUAUGGUGGCUGGUCAGACUAUCAUUGCUGAUAUCUACCAGCCUUUGGUUCGCGGUAGAGCUGUCGGUUUUAUGCAAGUUGGAAGUGUUGCGGGAUCCGCUAUAGGGCCAUGUAUCAGUGGUAUAAUUAUCACUUUCAGCCACUGGCGAAGUAUAUACUGGUUACAGUGUUCCAUGACUGGCCUAGGCUUUGUUCUCUCUUUCUUCUUCAUCCCGAUUAUCAAGAGCGAGGUUCAACAACUUCAUGGCAGGCUAUCAGCAUCUGAACGAUCUGUGUCGGGAAUUCUCAGGAUAUUCAACCCUACUAGGAUUUUGAAGCAAUUUCUUAGACCACAAGUCUUUCUGGCAGACUUGACAUGCGGGUUUCUUGCAAUUUCACAGUACGGUCUCCUUACUUGUGUCAGACACAUCAUCACUCCUCGGUACCAUAUCACGACACCAUUAAUCAGUGGCCUCUUCUACAUUGCGCCGGGAAUGGGUUUUAUCGUUGGGAGUGUCUUAGGUGGGCGUAUGUCGGAUUAUGCCGUCAAGCGAUAUAUUGAGAAACGUGAAGGCACUCGCCUGCCAAAAGACAGGCUAAAUAGUGGACUGGUCUAUUUCCUUGCCGUAUUGCCGGUUUCCUUACUCCUCUAUGGAUGGAGUUUGGAGAAGAAAAUCGGAGGCUUAGCAUUGCCCAUCGUUAUGGCCUUCUGGAUUGGCGUUGGUCUGAUGGGGGCUUGGAAUGGACUCAAUACGUAUACCGCAGAAGUAUUUCCUACUGAGCGCUCAGAAGUGGUGUGUAGCAAGUACGUGUUGCAGUAUGCCUUUGGUGCCACUAUAUCGGCUACAAUCGUUCCUCUUCUGAAUGCAACUGGAGUCGGUUGGACAUUCACUAUUUGUAGGCACUAA